UUAUGAAUAACGAGUCUCUGGGGUUUUGGCUGUCCCGCAUGAACCAAAGAGAAAGGAGAAGAUGUGAGAAAGAGAGUGAACAGGUGCGAGUAAAAAAUAAGCAGUUGAGAUCUCCGCCUACCUUCGAUACACACGAGAAACACAAAAAUAUAAUCUCCCAUUUCUUCUUCUUCUUAACCAAACCCAACAAAUUCUCCUUCAUUUUUAUCAUCCUCUGAAUCUCAAUUUUAAUCCAAAAUUGAAUCCCCACGAAAACAAUGGCAGGAUUACUCCACAUUGGUACAUCCUUCAUUCCUUCAUCAUCUUCAGUAAUAAACCCUAAAUCAUCAAAUCAAUCUUCUUCAUCAUCAUCUUCAUUACCUUCUUAUACAUCUGUUCGUAGAAACAAUAAAAAAACUCAAAUCCAAGCUAAGAUCCGAGAAAUAUUCAUGCCUGCAUUGAGUUCAACAAUGACAGAAGGUAAAAUUGUAUCAUGGACAAAAUCUGAAGGUGAUAAAUUAUCUAAAGGAGAAAGUGUUGUUGUUGUUGAAUCUGAUAAAGCUGAUAUGGAUGUUGAAACAUUUUAUGAUGGUUAUUUGGCUGCUAUUAUGGUUGAAGAAGGUGGUGUUGCUGCUGUUGGAUCAGCCAUUGCUUAUCUUGCUGAGACUGAAGAUGAAAUUGAAGCUGCUAGAUCCAAAGCCAAUUCAUCUUCUUCGUCUUCUUCUACUUCGCCUGCAUCUGAAAUGGUUGUGGCGGAGAAACCGGUAGAAGCCCCAAUUGCUAUUCAACCACCACCAUUGGCGGCAGCACCUGCUUUGUUUGCAGCUUCUUCGGUUCAUCCGGCUUCAGAAGGAGGGAAACGAAUUGUUGCAUCUCCCUAUGCAAAGAAGUUGGCCAAGGAAUUGAGUGUUAACUUGAGUGCAGUUGUGGGAAGUGGUCCAAUGGGGAGAAUUGUUGCUAAAGAUGUGGAAGCUGCUGCUGCUGCUGUUGUCUCUGCUGAUGUUUCAUCUGGUAGUGGAGUACAGGGUCAGAAAUCUAGUUCUCCAGCCUCUACAGGGGUUGAAUUGGGUAGUGUUGUUCCUUUUACUGCAAUGCAGGGUGCUGUUAGUAGAAAUAUGCUUGAGAGUCUCAAGGUACCAACUUUUAGAGUUGGUUAUACAAUUACUACUGAUGCACUUGAUGCUUUAUACAAAAAGAUCAAGUCAAAGGGUGUUACUAUGACUGCUUUACUUGCAAAGGCAACUGCACUUGCUUUGGCUAAACACCCAGUUGUGAAUUCUAGCUGUAGAGAUGGUAAGAGCUUCACAUAUAACAGUAGCAUCAAUGUUGCGGUUGCUGUUGCCAUUGACGGUGGUUUGAUUACUCCCGUUCUUCAGGAUGCUGAUAAGCUUGACAUUUACUCAUUAUCAAGGAAAUGGAAAGAGUUAGUUGACAAGGCUCGGGCAAAGCAGCUACAACCUCAUGAAUACACUACAGGUACAUUCACGCUUUCAAAUCUCGGCAUGUUUGGUGUUGACCGAUUUGAUGCAAUUCUACCUCCUGGAACUGGAGCAAUCAUGGCUGUCGGAGCAUCCGAACCUAAACUAGUUGGCACCAAGGAUGGACGCAUUGGUGUGAAAAGCCAAAUGCAGGUAAAUGUUACAGCGGACCAUCGAGUUAUAUACGGUGCUGAUUUGGCUUCUUUUUUGCAAACCCUAGCAAAGAUCAUUGAGGAUCCCAAAGAUCUUACCUUCUAAGUCAGGCAUUUUUUGGAGUUUUUUUUCUUCUUUUUUCUAUCAAGGAGAGAAUUUUGAAGUACAGAUAGUAAUUAACUAUGUCAUCUUUAUUGUCAAUUAUUUGCACAUUAUCUAUAAUGUAGCUAUUGGAAUUUCUUGCUUCAAUCAGAUUAUCUUGUCUCGGUAUAACAAGCACUUUUUGCUCUUCA
Papaver somniferum (opium poppy) is the source of this 1903-nucleotide messenger RNA. RefSeq names its product dihydrolipoyllysine-residue acetyltransferase component 5 of pyruvate dehydrogenase complex, chloroplastic-like. The coding region runs from base 258 to 1715 and encodes 485 amino acids. Gene Ontology annotation, biological process: pyruvate decarboxylation to acetyl-CoA. The transcript has 6 exons. Gene Ontology annotation, molecular function: dihydrolipoyllysine-residue acetyltransferase activity. The record is from RefSeq and is a predicted model, not a curated record. NCBI's taxonomy places the organism in Eukaryota, Viridiplantae, Streptophyta, Magnoliopsida, Ranunculales, Papaveraceae. Gene Ontology annotation, cellular component: chloroplast envelope; chloroplast thylakoid; pyruvate dehydrogenase complex.